GACAAUCAAUUUGGAUAAAAUAAAAAUAUAAAAAGUCGAAUUUUUAUAUUUAAAAAAAAAUAUAUUAAAUUUUGCAAUAAAAUGCGUUCCAUUGCUGCGAUUUUUCUCUUGACUAGUCUUGUCAUCAUAGAAGGCAAACAACAUCAUCCCCAUCACCCAAUAAAAGCAACAGGAUCACUAACAACGCCAACAAAACCAUUAUCAACAUCUGAUUCGGAUUGCCCUCAAAAUGAAGUUUUGAACACGUGCGCCUCAUAUUGUGAACCUGAAGCAACUUGUCAAAAUCCUUAUCCGCAGCAAAAAGAAACUUGUAUUCAAGUUUGUUUAGAACGAUGUGAAUGUGAGAGGGGAUUAAUAAGAGACAAUUCGACUGGAACAUGUAUCAAUAGGGACGAAUGCGGCUUUAGUGAUAGGGACAGAAAUGCUUAUUGGUCAGCAAAAACACCAACAGGAAUUAUGGGAACCUCAGCAAUAAUAUCACCAGAAUUACCUGUGUGUGGUGAAAACGAAUAUCAUAAUUCAUGUGCAUCGAGUUGCGUACCUGAGCCUACAUGUCAAAACCCCAAUCCGACAUCUUCAGAAAUGUGUAUUCUAAUAUGUGUACAAAGAUGCGAUUGUGAUAUUAAUAAUGGAUUUAUAAGAGACGAAUUCUCAGGAUUGUGUGUCCCAAUCGAAAAUUGUCCAAGUCGUACUGUUCCAAAUUCGCAAUGUCCUCAAGAUGAAGUUUUGAAUACGUGUGCUUCGUAUUGUGUACCCGAAGCGACUUGUCAAAAUCCGUAUCCGCAACAAUAUCAAGUUGUUUGUCCAAAAAUUUGCGUGGAACGGUGCGAAUGUGGCAGCGGAUUAAUAAGAGAAGAUGUAACUGGUAAAUGUAUCAAGAAAGAUCAGUGCUCUGUUUGUAACAGUGAAUCCCAAGUACCAGGAUGCCUGUCAUGUUGUAAUAACGAUGACAUUCCAACAUGUAGAAACCCAAACCCAUUGUUAGCUUGUAAGUGUUUAAUUUGUACUCCUGGAUGCGUUUGUCAAGAUGGAUUUGUCCUCAAUGAAUAUACCGGAGAAUGCGUUCGUCCUUGCGAUUGUUCUGUACUUUGAAAAAUACUAAAUUUUGUUGAUUCUUAAUAAUCUUGCAAUAAAUUCAAAUAACAUUCUGUUGAAUAAAAAGCAACUCCCCCAAUGGAUUCAUUUAUUUGCGGGAACAAUGCACACAUUGGUCUAAUAUCUACCUACAAACUUUGGCAGAAAUAUUGAAUUAAAUAUAAAGGAAGAAUUGAUCCCUAAUAUUGGGAAAUAUAGGUAAUUACACCCAUUUUUAACAAGGAUAAGAAUAUUGAAGGUGAGGAAAAACUUUGUCAAGCAUGUUCUUGAAGUUGUAUGAAAAAACUUCGGGAAACGAAAAAAUGAGGAAAGAAUUCACAGUAAUAAACUGAAAGUGGCGCUUUCACUCUCGAUUUUUACUUUUAGCAUUUUAAUAAUUGAAUAAAUAUGAAAUCAAAAAAAGUUGAGACAAUAAUAUCGAAAUCAGUUACAAUUUUUAAAUAAUGCAUGUUUUACAAUAUUAACAAUUGACCAAGACUUACUACCACAAACAAAGUCAACUCCACGACAUAGAUCCGUAAGUACAGAAAGACAUAAGGGUUAAGUGGAGUGGAAUUUCAUCCAAAUGACUGAUAACUAAUAUCACUACUACUGAUCCUAAAAAUAGAAAAAUGAGCAUAACCUAGAGAUAAGAUUAACUAUUUUUGAUAUUUUAGUUAUAAAUAAAAGCAUUAAACUCCUAUACUCAGAGGCAUAAUUGGAGAGUCAUUUUUAACAAAUGAGACUCAAAAAUUUUAGUUAAAUGUAAUAGUACUAGUAAAAUGUUUAGCAAAAAAUUUUUUAUUUAUGUUUUCUCGCUGUAAAAAUCCAAUAGGGCAGUUGAACUCAAGCGAUCAGCGGCCUAUUUCAAACCCUUCGACCCUAUACUUUUGUAGUAGCCAUAGAGACUGAUUCCAAUGUAAUCGACAGCCAAUUACCUGUAUUUACAACCAGGCAUCACUUUCACUCUGUUGAAUAUUUGAAUAAUUACAAAAUUGCAAACAAUUCCAAGUGGAGCAAACUUUAAACCUAAAUUAUUACAAUAAACAAUUAACAGUCUGAACGUGGAAUAUGUAGUCAUUUGCUUAUCAAGUAAAAUCAUGGAAGAGAAAUCAUAUAUUUGGUUUGGUUAUUAACGAAGUCUGUCUAGUUCAAGAUACUUUCAAAAUAUGGACCUCAAAGAUAUCUAUUAUUUUCUUAAUAACACUUUUGGUAUAUCAAAAAAUGAAUCCUUUACAGAACGUUGUCAUAACAUUGGUAGACUCUGUAUAUUGUUAUGAAGUCGUAAUUUCAGCAGCCAUAAGAAAAAUAUAUUAAUUUGAAUUUACAAAGACCACUAUCAUUCGAUUUCAUCUCGCCACAUCUUUUCCUCGCCCGUUUGAUUUUGCUCGGCAAUUUUUUUCUUAUUGUAAGAAUCGUUGUACUUACCACCGCCCCUUCCCUAUAUCAGCCGAAGCCAUUCCUCCUACGAAUUACGUCACUGAUAAUUGAAACUAAUGUAAAACUAAACAUAUCUUUUAUUAAUAACUCAUGUAUCUUUUUUCUUUUUAAUUACAGUUUUAUGUUUAAUUCUCUAAUGGAAUUGCAAAACGUCUAUAGAAAUAAAUCCUCUCUCUAUAUAAUAAUAAACCAAAAUUGUGAGGAAACCGAAUUCGGUCUAGGUAAUAUCUAGAGGUUCUUAUUUAAACUUGAAAUUAUGUAUUUAAAUGGUGCUAUGCAACAUUCUGUCUAGUUGAAGAUACUUUCUAAAUAUGGACCUGUUUUCCUAAUUCAAGAUUUUUGGAAUCUAUCAACAGUCUAUUGAAGUCCUGUUCCAGUUCAUCCAAAUCCGAGAAUUAGGACCCACAUCGCCUAGUUUCUUCGAGGAUUAGCUGUUCAUUGUAGUACAAGAGGCAUGAUCAAAGUAUUUAUUUUAUUACCGGGAAUUCUCGGAUUCCAAGAAAAUAUUGUACUCUACGGAAUGUCCAAGAUAACCUACCAAUUAAACUCCGCAGCGCAAAACUAAUUCAAUAUUAUCAUUCGAUUUUGUACUAUUAUAAUCUUUAAACAUCGAAUUUCAAAAUUUAUGGCUAAAACUUUAAAAACAAUCGAUUUAAUUAAAACCAAUAAACUCCCGAAUAAUUUUGUAGAAAAUCAGAUACACAAUUAAUUAAGCGAGUUAUCAUCUUAUCAUCUGAGAACAAAACGUGGAUUAGUCAAUGGGCUUGGUUCAAUUUUUAAAGCUAUUAGCAUAAAUUUAGAUGCUAACAAUAGCGAACGUUACGAGACACUUAUUAAAGAACUCCAAUAAAAUUAAAACCCAAAAUACUCAAGCUAUUUCUUUAAUUGACGAUUUUAAUUCAACUAUUCGACAAAUAAACAAACAAACAAAAUCAAUAUCAUAAGUUCAUUUACUCGAAAUCCGUAUAAUAAUAGUAAUAUUUCUAUCAAAGACGUACUUAAUAAGUAUGUUACUAAAUAUGUACGAAAUUUGUGUUACAAAAUGUAAAAAAUUCUUUUGCAAAUCCAGGAAUUAUCCACCCAAGUAUUAUAAAAACGAAACAUAUAUUAAGACUCCUAGAAAUAUUAUAUGAAAAAUUUGAAGGAAAUCAAAAGCCUGUCAAAUUAAAUUUAAAUUCCAUUCCUAUUUUUGAAAAACUCAUUAAAGUAUGUAGCUACAUUUUAAACGACAAAAUCACAUACAUAUUACAUGUGCCUGUUAGGUACAUACAAAAUUUUAAUUUGUUUCAUCUUUAUCCAAUACCCAUUUUGCAAGAAAACCAAACAAAAACUAUAAUUCCUCAAAAUAAAUUUGUUUAAAAAAAUAAAUUGUACUUUGCAUAUGCAAAAAAAAUACGCAAAAAUAUAUUUGUGGUGUAACCAAUCUGGAAAAAACCAAUGAUAAAAACCCAUGCGAAAUUCAAUUAUUGGAUUUAAAAGCUACUUGUAACUGUCAUCAAGUGCCAAUAUUCGCCAACCAACUAAUAUUUAUGAGUAUAGAAUCAACUAACCAAUGUAUUGCCUAUUUGCCAAGGAAAACUAAUCUUCGCCUAAAAUACUAUCGGAAAGAAGAAGUUAUCAACUGAAUCGGCACGCAUUUACUUAAUAUACCUACAUCCUGCGAAAUUAACACAGACAAAUUACAGAUAACGAUAGAAAUGGGAAGUCAGCCGAUUCUAUUUCCUCAAAUAGUAUUUAAUAUCAACCAAUCUGAACCGAUUUGAGACUUCAACAUCAGUUUACAUCAGUUUGUACUUUGACGAACUCUCAGAUCCAGAAUAAUAAGAGCCAACCAAAUUUGGAGACAGCUACCGUUGAUAACAUUUUCGUGACAAGAACAAUAGUUUAAGUUUAUGUGCUUUUAAUAAUACUUGUUGUGUAUAUUAGUUCUAGGACAAUUAAAUUCAAAAAUGAUACCAAAAAUAGUAUUGAAGAAGUUGAAAGGUGGCCCUCAGAAGCCGGAUCUUCAAGGGGAGGAACUAUGUCAUCUCCACCCCGUAAGACCAUAUAAGAAAAGAUGAUGUUAUUGUAUAUAUUUUGCUGUCAUGAAAAUUAAUAUAAUAUACGAGUGAAAUAGCAAUUUUCUGCAAUAAGCUUAGUCGAAGCUAUAAACGUAAUACUGUUGUACCGAACAAACAUUGUCAAGAUAGUUAAUUUGUAGUUUGAGUCAGUAAAUAUAAUUUUUACAAAGGACUACUCCUUU
This is a messenger RNA of Diorhabda sublineata, 4756 nucleotides long. RefSeq names its product zonadhesin-like. The transcript is spliced from 6 exons. Lineage: Eukaryota; Metazoa; Arthropoda; Insecta; Coleoptera; Chrysomelidae. The record is from RefSeq and is a predicted model, not a curated record. Bases 82 to 1092 code for a protein of 336 amino acids.